UCUGUUGAUAACUUUGGGUCCUAUUACGUGGCCUGCUUGGGGGUCCCGUGGAGGAGGUUCAUGGGCUCUUGAGUUCCUCCCAGCCCUGCACCCCUCACCCCUGAUUCUGUAGUGCCUUCUGGGAGGAGGUGGCGAACCCACAGACCUCAAUGUCUCAGACCCAACUGCAGAGUGACCUCCUUUCUCACUCGGACCUAGAAGGCCUGCAUCAUACACAGCGUUCCCCUCCACCACAGGGAGGUUCUGCGGUGGCUAUGCCUGCAACUCCCCUGCAGACACAUACACCCGCCCAACCUCCCCUACCCACUCCUUCCCCUCCCCAGAACAUUCUGAAGCUCCACCCUUCCCCCCACCGUCUGCUGAGGGACCCUGGAUAGAUUAGGCCCCAGGUCCUUCCAAAGCUGGACACAGACAUUCUUAGCUUCCGCACCCUGGGCUGGCACGGAGACUUCUGGAGGAGCUGUUGGAGCCUGGGGCUUUGUGGGGUGUAUAGGAGUUCAGUUGUGACAUAGGGACAAAUAGAAAGAAGGCAUUGGAGGCUAAACACCCUCUUGGGCAAAAGCCUUAGAUUUUCAGUAAAUGCCAGGCGGGCUAAACAAUUUGAGUAACAACGGAUAACCUGUGAGUGAACAAGUGGGGAAACUGAGGCACGGGAGCACUAGAGAUGAUUCUGAGGUCCCACGGUAGGGCCAGGGGUCGAGCCCCUUGUCUUCCGAUCCAAGGCUCUCUCCGGCUCACAUAUCACCACCAACACCGCCCAGUGAGCCCCAGGCGCUGGAUGUGAGGGCUCUCGGCGAGGCCAGCGCGGAACUACAUUUCCCAGGCGGCCGCGGCGGGCGCGCCUGCGCAAUGCGCGCGGUGAUGGAGCGCUAACCGGGGGCGCGGCGGCGGCGAGGGCUCGGCUGGCCAUUGGCUACUGGCCGCGGCAAAGGCAGCUUGGGGACCCAGCGUGCGCGGGGCCCGCGGGCCGGGCCGGGGUGACCUGGGCUGCAGCCAUGGAAGAACAGAGGGAGGCCCUGAGGAAGAUCAUCAAAACACUGGCUGUGAAGAAUGAGGAAAUUCAGAGCUUUAUCUACUCCCUGAAACAGAUGCUGCUGAACGUGGAGGCGAACUCAGUGAAGGUGCAGGAGGACCUCGAAGCAGAGUUCCAGUCCCUCUUCUCCGUCCUGGAGGAGCUGAAAGAAGGCAUGCUUAUGAAGAUAAAACAGGACCGUGCCAGCCGCACCUACGAGCUGCAGAACCAGCUGGCUGCCUGCACACGGGCCCUGGAGAGCUCUGAGGAGCUUCUGGAGACAGCCAACCAGACUCUGCAGGCCAUGGACAGCGAGGACUUUCCUCAGGCUGCCAAGCAAAUCAAAGAUGGAGUGACCAUGGCCCCUGCCUUCCGGCUAUCAUUGAAAGCGAAGGUCAGUGACAACAUGAGUCACCUCAUGGUGGACUUCGCACAAGAGCGGCAGAUGCUACAGGCACUCAAGUUCCUGCCUGUGCCCAGCGCACCCGUGAUCGACCUGGCUGAGUCCCUGGUGGCAGAUAACUGUGUGACCCUGGUGUGGCGCAUGCCAGAUGAGGACAGCAAGAUUGACCACUACGUGCUGGAGUACCGGCGGACCAACUUCGAAGGCCCGCCCCGCCUCAAGGAGGACCAGCCCUGGAUGGUCAUCGAGGGCAUCCGGCAGACAGAGUACACCCUGACAGGUCUCAAGUUUGACAUGAAAUACAUGAACUUCCGUGUGAAGGCCUGUAACAAGGCAGUUGCAGGAGAGUUCUCUGAGCCGAUGACUGUGGAGACACCAGCGUUCAUGUUCCGCCUGGAUGCGUCCACAUCCCACCAGAACCUGCGGGUGGAUGAUCUCUCCGUGGAGUGGGACGCUAUGGGCGGGAAGGUUCAGGAUAUCAAGGCUCGCGAGAAAGAUGGCAAGGGGCGGACGGCGUCUCCCAUCAACUCCCCAGCCAGAGGUACUCCAUCUCCCAAGAGGAUGCCCUCAGGUCGUGGGGGACGGGACCGCUUCACCGCUGAGUCCUACACAGUUCUGGGGGACACGCUGAUCGACGGCGGGGAGCAUUACUGGGAGGUGCGCUACGAGCCGGACAGCAAGGCGUUCGGCGUGGGCGUGGCCUACCGCAGCCUGGGCCGCUUCGAGCAACUGGGCAAGACGGCCGCCUCCUGGUGCCUGCACGUCAACAAUUGGCUGCAGGUCAGCUUCACGGCCAAGCACGCCAACAAGGUCAAGGUGCUGGAUGCCCCCGUGCCCGACUGCCUGGGUGUGCACUGUGACUUCCACCAAGGCCUCCUGUCCUUCUACAAUGCCCGCACCAAACAAGUGCUGCACACUUUCAAGACCAGGUUCACACAGCCACUGCUGCCUGCUUUCACGGUAUGGUGUGGCAGCUUCCAGGUGACAACAGGCCUGCAGGUUCCCAGUGCUGUGCGCUGCCUGCAAAAGCGAGGCAGUGCUACCAGCAGCUCCAACACCAGCCUCACCUAGGCUCCCAGGCACCCACCCAGCUGGGGUGUUUUUAGGGGAGCUGCCGCCAGGCCCAGGCUGCUGGAGCCAGGCACCCUCCUCUGUCACUUGCUGCUUGGAGCCUUAACUCCAGAUGCGGGGGUCACCAAGAGGGAGUGGGCACCCUGGCGGGCCCUCUCCCCACCUCACCUCUUUAAUAAAGGUCAGACACUGGCCAGGC
Messenger RNA from Nomascus leucogenys (northern white-cheeked gibbon), 2685 nucleotides. It is a transcript of the gene FSD1, whose product is annotated as fibronectin type III and SPRY domain containing 1. Gene Ontology annotation, molecular function: protein binding. NCBI's taxonomy places the organism in Eukaryota, Metazoa, Chordata, Mammalia, Primates, Hylobatidae. The record is from RefSeq and is a predicted model, not a curated record.